CCCGGUUAAAUUAAAGUUCGUCAAAGUUCCUCCCAAGAUAACUGUUGAUGGGUUCUAUUCACUCACUAAUAGAUGCUCCAGGAGGCUAUUCCAUUCUUCAAAAAAAUUCAGAAACCCGUCACUGUCGCUUUUGUGGAUCUGCUUAUAAUGAUAUUUGCACAAAAAGUGUAGUUAAUGCUUCAGGUUUGGAAAUUCACCAUCCUGCCGAACUCUGUGGUAUUUGGCUUGGAAAGUUAUACUUAAAUCAGAUUGGAAACCUUCGUUUGCAUGGGGAUUUUCGAGCAUCAUCUAUAUCUCCUUUACAUUGUACAGAAACUGAUGGCAAUUUUGAACCAAUUCAGUCACCAUUAAUCACACUACCGAAAAGAUCUUGUCCUCCAACAAAAUCUCAUGUUGCAACAUUGCUUCGGCAUACUGACACUUCGAAAUUCCAAUCAACUUUAAGAGAAGAGUUUUUUUCUACAAUGGACGUCAACAACCUCAGUACAACUCAAUACGCUGAAUUAGAAGGGUGUCGUAUUAACGGGUGUUUGUUUGUUGAACAUGGGAAUUUGGUUUUCCAGGCUGUUAAUAAGCGAUCACGUAUCCCAUUUCUACUUAUCGACCAGCAAAUGGCUGGAUCCACUAGUGAAUGUGCUUCAUCAACAGUUCAUAGCAAUUCUAAAACAUAUAGCAUAGAUCAAAAUUCAAUGCCAAUUUGUUCAUCUCUUGACAAUGGUUCUCGUUCAGUUAAUCUUGGUCGAAUAGGACAGAAAUGUUCAACUACAACACAUGGAGAUAAUCAUUAUGGAUUAACAAACAAAUGCCCUGAAGAUACUAAACCGCGUCUUCCACCGCCGCCUUUAAGACUAUCCUGGCCGUUAGUUACACUGCGCCGUUUUGGUUUCUAUGGGAAUAGUUUAUUUAAAGUGGAAACAGGCAGACGAGCUCCACGUGGUGAAGGACUUUAUCUAUUUCGUAUUAAACAUUUGAGAGAAUUUAAGAAAUCCUUUGAGACAUGUGUACAUCAUCGUCGUCAUGACACCUUGUCAGCGCAUCAUUUGUCAUUAUCAUCAUCACCAAUAAAAUUAACUACUGGUGCCACCGCUUCCACUGGCGGCGGCAACCCAGAGACUCGUUCAUUUCAUCGUAAUACCAUUUCUACUAGCCAUCAUCAUCAUAAUCAACAUCAUCAUAAUACUAAACUUGGAAAGUUUUCAUCCAUGAUGUCAUUUAAUAAAAUCUUUCAUAAACCAUCUUCAUCUUAUGCCGGUAGUGGUACAACAACAACAACACCUAUCAUUGAAACAUUGAAUGAAAAUCUGUUCAAUAGUCAAUGUGAUGAGCGUACAAUUGCUGUAGAUAAUGAUAACAAUAAUAACACAUUACAAAAGCAUAAAACUCAACAAUGUCCACCAGUUUUAUCGGAAAUCAAUAAUUUGGCCUUUUCAUUCGAUGAUGCAGAGAUUGAUCUACUGCAAAGUAGUCAAACCGGGCAUAAAAAUAAUAAUAAGAAUAAGAGUAGUGAAAGACAAGAACAUCAUGAUCGUGUCUCCUCGAACUGUCUUCAUUGGCUUCAGUUACAGAAUUCAAAUAUAGGUUACAAUAACAAUAAUAAUAAUAAUAGUGAGAAUAAUAAUAACACUACUAAUAAUAGAAGUAAUCAAGACCAUAGUCUACGGCAUUCUACAUUUAAGUAUUCAUGCCCACAACUCAUUGACACAUCAUUAUCAUCAACAAUGAAUCCAGGGAAUUGGAAUGCUGAUUGUGAUACUGUUGAUGGUCGUCAUGGAGGCGGCAGUCACCACCAUCAUAAUCAUUGUCAGCAGCAGCAGCAACAACAGCAGGUUACUCAUCGUUCUCAUGAAGGUAAAGACUGUUGCCAACAACACUGCUGUGUUGUUAUGCAUCAUCAUUUCAAUCAACGAUGUCAGCACAUUCAGGAAGAAGGGGAUUGUAAGCAUAAUGAUAAUAGUAAUAAUAAUAAUAAUAAAGAGAAGAAGUCUAUUGAUUUGGGUGAGACUGUCAGUGAUGAUGAGGAUAUAUCGAAUCUACCGGAAGCACCAUUACCGCCUGUGUACAAUACCGCCGUCACCACUAAUAAUAAUGAUAAUACUGAUAACAACUCAUCCUAUUGUGAUAUUAUUCAAGAACAGGAUAUUUGUCAUCAAAAAAUCUACGAUAAUAUCAUUGUUCUUAAUACUAGUGAUAAUGAUAAUAGUAAUAAUGACGAUGAAAGUUGUCAUACACUGAUUCGCCGACCACCAACUGUACCAACAAUGACUGCACCAUCAACAACUCUUUGUAUAACUCAUCAAAGAUUCGAUGCCUUAAAGCUAUCUGAUGGAGAAGAAGAUGAUGAAUACAAAAGGGUGGUGGAAGAGCAGUCUAAGAUGAUGAUUAUCACAUGUGAAAACAAUUCUGAUAGACGACAAGAAAAUGUCGAUGGAACAACAGUGAGAAGAGGGGAUAUUGAUGAGAUGUUGACAGUAGGCGGCGGAGAACAACAAAGGCAGUCGCAAGCAACUACUAAUGCUACUGCUGUCAGUACUUGUGAAAAUUCACCUGUCUUAAUGAAACAGUUAAUGUCAACUGUAUCAUGUUCAUCAGAUAUGAAUUUAUCAGAGAUGAUUGAUAAACGCAGUGGCGUCAUUAUAUGUAAGAAUAAAUCACAAACUCUAAUUCUACCCAGACUACCAUCAUCACUAUCGUCCUCAGCGUCAACAUCGUCGUCUAAAAUGUAUCUACACGCUAGACAUGCUAGCCUGCCUAAUCCAAAUAUUUCUAAUACUACUAAUAGUAAUAAUAAUAAUAACAACAGUAGUGGUUGUAAUGUUAGUACUAGUCGUUGUGGUCAUAGUGAUGUUGACGAUAUGGAUGUCAGUAUGUCGUCUACUGCUGUUACUCCAGCAACUUGUAGAAAAAGUCAAGAAGAGAAUUUAUUUCGUCAACAGCAGCAACAACAACAGCUACAAAAGAAAUUAUCUUCUGAUUAUUUGUGUAAAAUACAUCGUAAUUUAAGUAAUUCAUCGGAUAAAAGGAAUACUGAUGUUCUGGAUAUGAUUACAGAGCAUGCACCAUAUUAUAAUUUAUCAAGUCCUGAAGCGUUAACUCAUCUUCAUUGCAGUGGAUUGUGUACAUCACAAACAAUCACCUCGUCCUCAGUACCCAAGGAGUAUAAACAAAGAUGUAUUCAUUCAUCGUCUAGUGUAUCAUGUCUUCCAACUACUGUUACUGAUAUUCGAUUAACUCGUCAAACAAUCGAUGAUAAAUCAUCACUCAUACUGCAUGAUUCACAAUGUUGUAAUGAUUAUGCAUUACAUAAGAAAGAAUCAUCUACGCAUACAACUAUGGUCAAUAGUAGUAAUAAUGGUUCUUUGACAAUGUCAAUGCCAACAACCACGCUGACGACGACGACAACAACAACGACAACUGUUCCACGUAGACUAAACACUAUUGGACAUCGUCGAUAUUGUGAAAGGCCUACAAGUAUGCUGCAUUAUGCUACUUUAGAUUUUGGUCCAAUUACAUCAGAUUUACAUGUAUACAGAAAUGAAAAUACAACAGUAGAUACGACAACAACAACAGAUCAUCAUCAUCAUUCUAAUGUGUACAAUAAUAAUAAUAGUAAUAGUAAUAACAAUACCACUUAUGAUGGUCAUAAUUCACAUUAUAAUUCUAGUCAUAUUCAAAGAUGUUGUACUAUGACUACUGAUAGUAGCAGUAAUAGUAAUAAUGUCAAUAGUUCCCAUCAUAUCAAUGAUAAUUAUUGUUCACGUAUUUAUGGAACAUUAACUGAUACACUGCAUUUACAACAUAUGCUAGAUUCGCCUAGUCAAAAUAAUCAUUUUUCAAGGUAUACAACCAUAUCGAAUACUGGCACUACUACUUCGACAACAGCAACAAUCACAACAACUCCUACGAGUCAUAAUAAUAAUGCUCACGACGAUGAUGUAUGUCAUGAUGAUGGGACAGAUUCUGAUCUGCCAUCGAAUUAUGUGGCUAUCUGUCAACUGCAAACAUUGGCUAUGCGUGCAGUAUUAAGUGCAACUACCUAA
Molecule: messenger RNA, 4037 nt
Organism: Trichobilharzia szidati
Lineage: Eukaryota; Metazoa; Platyhelminthes; Trematoda; Strigeidida; Schistosomatidae
Source: the annotation of a GenBank genome assembly